Babesia ovata is the source of this 2070-nucleotide messenger RNA. RefSeq names its product glycosylphosphatidylinositol anchor attachment 1. Gene Ontology annotation, biological process: attachment of GPI anchor to protein. The coding region runs from base 1 to 2070 and encodes 689 amino acids. The transcript has 4 exons. Lineage: Eukaryota; Apicomplexa; Aconoidasida; Piroplasmida; Babesiidae. Gene Ontology annotation, cellular component: membrane; GPI-anchor transamidase complex. The record is from RefSeq and is a predicted model, not a curated record.
AUGUCUUCGCUUUCGUCGGCAUGCAGGCAGGGAUCAACAAGGUCCAAUGAGAAGACUAUGGGACUGCCAGGAUUCUCUAGAUGGACUUCCGAGGCUCCCGCCGAUGCCCCGGCGGUAUACACCGCCAUCGAGGAACUCGUGCGUUCCACGAUUCCCAGGGCCGAGGUUGCGUACAACGACUUCAGGUAUGUGUUUAACAACGGCCUCGGAGUGACCGGCAGUUCACUACUGCUGCACCUCAAAUGCGCGCGCUGUUCGUCAUACGGCGCUUCCCUUGUCGUGGCAACCGUCGACACCGGCUCUAAGAGCGACUUUAUGGUGGAUCAACAGGGAUACCUGACUGUACCCAAAGGUGGAGCCGCUGAAGCUACUGGAAGGUGCAUGUCAUCUAUACACGGAGUCGCAGUGGCUCUGUCCGCUCUAAAAGGUGUCGCUCAAUUCGACAACCAGCAGCAGGACCUGAUGUUACUGAUUACCGAACGCAACCUGCCGUAUGCAGCGGGCACACGGCAGUUCCUGGACGACUAUUUCAGCCGGCCCGACUUCAAAUGGCACAGUGGCUGGUUGCACAACGCCCUCGCAUUGGAUCUGGGAUACGGUCGCUGCGGGAGUUACGAGGUGACGUACGAGGGCCUGGACGGCGCCGUGCCGAACCCGGACGUGGUGAUAUCGUUCCUGUCGACGGCGGGGACAGCUGACUUGGAUGUCGAGCCCGCCGACGUGUGGGCAAGGAUAGGACGGAUGUCGGUUAAUUCGCUGCCACACCUGCCGCAUGUGGCGAUGUUGCCGCGUGGCAUCUCCUCCUUCACGCUUACAUGCGCGCGGCGUGCGGACCGCGGCGAGGAGAACAACGCAGAAAAGCUGCUGCGCGCCCUCACCCCGACCAUACGGAUGCAGAACAACCUGGAUACUGUGCUGGAGCGCAAGUCCAACUACUACCAAAUGGUAUCGCAAGACGAGUACCUUACGGAAGGCUCAUACCUGCCCAUCAUCCCGGCGCUGCUGCUCGGGCCGACAGUGGAGCUUCUAUACUCCGCUUACACGUGGGAUUUCCACACGUUCAUGAUUGGGAUAGCUGUGUUCGUCUUCAAUGCGUGUAUGGGGUCGUUGCUAUCUUAUCUGUGUCUAUUAAGGGUCGCUGGCACGGAUUUCGACAGUCUAGACUCCUCCAACCUGGGUUAUACACGUGUUGCAUUGGCAUUACUGCUGUUUGGCUACGCAUUUGUUCUUAUCGCGAUCCGGUUGUUGUUGCAGCACGUCAUCCCACGUCGCGCGUUCGUGGGCUUCUCCGCCGACCGUCCGGUGCUGGUCCGAAGCGAACUGCUGUCGAAAUUAGGCUACAAUAUACCGCCAAAUAGCGUUUUGGCGCGUGUGUGCAAGCGAAUUCUCGUGCCAUUGGGAGCUUUGCUCGGCAAGCUGAGAAGUGUGAUACAUUCGAUUCUGCCGUCCUCUAUUCGGGAAGCCAUGGAAAGCGCGAAGAAGAGGGCCCCUUCGAGGUUUUCGCUAAUGCUGCAGCAGUGGAGGGCGCGCCGGCUGGCCGCCCGCUCGCCUAUCGCACCUACCGAGGAGAAGCCCAUGCCGGAGGAGGAACCCGUUGCUACCGAUGCCGGAGAGGCCGUGCCCGAGGAGACCGUAGUGGAAAACCCGACGGUCGAGGAUGCAUCUGACGAGGCAGAAUCGCAACGCUUGCUGGAUUCGAUGGGUGGGACGCAGUUGGCGUGUCCGACGAACACCGGUCUUCCGGCUCCCAACGUGAUCGCUGGAAUUGGCACGCUGUUCUUCGCCUUGGUCUUCUUGUACAGCCUGAUGAUCUUCCACUGGCCGUUGGCAGUCGUUCUGUCGCUGACGCUGCUGCCAGCGCUGCGCCGUGUGCGUGUUUGGAAUCACACCCGCAGCAAGUGCUUGGUUGACAUUUUCGUCUGCCUGAACUACCUGGUCUUCAUUUCGAUACUCGCAUCUACCAGGAGGGUCUUAAACUCCAAGCAUCGGGAACUGCUUAACGCCGCUUUUAACACAGGGCCUCUGGGCGCCCUCAGCACGUGCUGCUCGGCUCCGGCGCGUUCCCGCUGA